AUGAAUAGUGAACCAAAACCAUAGACUCAUUAGGCCAAAGCAAGAUUAAAGGCUGCUAGAUCUAUUUUUGAAUUAGCUGAUGUUAAUAAGGAUGGUUUCAUCACUUUUGAUGAAGUUCCAAAAUUGUUAAUUGAAACAAACAAGUUGAUUACAGAUGAGAAGUAUGUGCCUACAAAAGAGGAAAUAGAUUGCUGGAUUAAUAUGACCGAUUUAAAUAAGGAUAAAAAGGUUAGUAUCCAUGAAUUUGAAGUUUUAAUAUUAAAAGCUCUUCAAGCAUAAGGAAUUGAUUUAGAUGGACAAUGA
Messenger RNA from Paramecium tetraurelia, 303 nucleotides. RefSeq lists its product as uncharacterized. The record is from RefSeq and is a predicted model, not a curated record. Gene Ontology annotation, molecular function: calcium ion binding. The transcript is spliced from 2 exons. Lineage: Eukaryota; Ciliophora; Oligohymenophorea; Peniculida; Parameciidae.